Messenger RNA from Girardinichthys multiradiatus, 908 nucleotides. Its product is annotated as discoidin, CUB and LCCL domain-containing protein 2-like. The transcript is spliced from 2 exons. Lineage: Eukaryota; Metazoa; Chordata; Actinopteri; Cyprinodontiformes; Goodeidae. The record is from RefSeq and is a predicted model, not a curated record. The coding region runs from base 24 to 524 and encodes 166 amino acids.
GUCCUGCAGACUGGUGGAAGAGCAUGAAGCAGCUGCUGCCGUCCAAGAUGGUGGACACAGAGGACUCGGUUCGCUACAGCACGCCUGAGGUCGGGCAGCUGACGGGACGCAGCGCCGUACCCAGACUGCAUGCAGAAUAUGCCCAACCACUGGUGAGUGGUGUGGCAACAUUAGGUGCACGUUCGACCUUUAAACCAGACGAAGGGCCUGAACCAGGGUACUUGGAUCAAGGCCUUUAUGACGCACCCAUCCCACCGGAUGUUUACCACCCCUACGCAGAACCGCUGCCAACAUCAGGAUCCGAAUACGCGACUCCGAUCAUGGUGGACAUGGGCUGCCACCUGCCCUCCGCAGUACCUAAUUUUGUGGGCUCUGGGCCUACCUCACUGCUCACAUGGACAGACAGCAGCCAGUCUGGCGGGUCGGCGUACGACACACCUAAAAAUGCCAAUGGACAGACCACACCCAUUCCAGAUCUGAUCUAUCAGGUUCCUCAGAGAAAAACUCAAAAGCCAACGGAGUAGAGCUGAAGAAUCCAGAUGAGCCCAGAGUGGGGGUGAAAAAAAAAUCAAGCUGGGAGGGUUUCUGAACUUGGCUUUGAGUGAACACUACCUUUAGCUUUAGAUUCAGCUGGAGAUGUCUGUAUUUCCUGAACUGUUCUGCAAGGCCACAGAUUGCUUGUGUGCCGCCUUUAGAGUCCUACCACUGAAACUACGAUGAAUGUGUUGGUGAAAAGAAAGGAGGGAGCUGACUACUGUUUGAUAAAACCUUUGUCCCCGUUUGUGAUGUCCAUCUGUGCUCUUCUGAAGCUGUGAUUUCCACCCUGGACCCUCCCUUUCAGAUGUUUUAUCCUAAUCAAUCACUGCAUGUUUUAUGAAGUCUCUUACAUUCAAAUCUUCCUCUAAGAA